Molecule: messenger RNA, 2139 nt
Organism: Candida dubliniensis CD36
Lineage: Eukaryota; Fungi; Ascomycota; Pichiomycetes; Serinales; Debaryomycetaceae
Exons: 1
Coding region: 1-2139 (712 amino acids)
Molecular function (GO): hydrolase activity
Source: RefSeq, a predicted model, not a curated record
AUGCAAGCCAAUUUCUUGAUAGCUUUCAUUUGUUUUGCUGUUGCUGCUGUUAUUGCUCAAGUUGUUCCUAAUGUUGAACAACUCAAAGCCCAAUCCCUCCAAAAAAGAGAUGAAGAUCUUAUGGAACCUGUUUUCAGAAACUUGCCAAGCAAAGAUUAUGAUUACAUUAUGUUGCAAUUGAAACAAUUGCAAAUUGCUAAAGGUAAUGUUUCCAAGUGUGACCAAUGUAAAAACAAAAUGAGAUUUGUUAAAAAGUUGAUUGAUGAAAAACCAGAAAAAGCUCAUUUGACUACUUUGAUGAUGUACAAGGAUUGCGUUUUGAAUACAACUCCAUAUAUGUACUGUACCAUUGGAAACUUCUUUGUUACCACCAAGGCUUACACUGACAAAAAGUUUGACCAAAAAUUUGAAUCUGGUAUUGAUGGUUACGAUGUUGUCAACUUUCUUGACAACGAUUUCUUGGACUUUUUAGGAAGAUUCAAUACUUCAGAUGAAUUUGAUCUUGAGUAUUAUUGUCAUGCACAAAUGGGAAGUUGUGAUCUUCCAGAUCUUGAAACUGUGGUUGAUUCCUUCAACAUUGAAAGCUGGUGGCCAGAAAAAAAACCACAACAUUACUCCGAACCAAUCUACAACAAGACCAACAGAGAAAGAUUCAAUGUCUUGCAUAUGAGUGAUGCUCAUAUCCAAUUCACUUACGAACAAGGUAAUGAAGCCAAAUGUUCCCAAUUAGUGUGUGGUCUUACCAAAUCUUUUAACAACAAAUUAGUUGAAAAAAACUAUAAUUUCACCAGUGCCUUUGCUGCAGACAAUCCAAACAAGAGUCCAAAAGACUUUAAAUUCUCCUUUUACCCUGAUGCCCAUUAUGAUGGAGAAAAAUACGUUAAAGGUGAAUAUUACGAUUUCCCAAAAUCUCGUGGCUGGAACUUUAACUUUCAACCUGCUACUGUCUUUGGUGCUUAUUUGAGUGACACACCAGAAAUCUUGGUUAACAAUUCUUUAAUUGAAAUGGCUAAAAUGCACAAAGAGAAAAACUUUGAAUUUGCUCUUUACAAUGGUGACACUGCUGAACAUGAUUUGCAAAGUGUUACUGUUGACUUGGUUAAAAGUGAAGAAAUCCGUACUUUCAAAGCCAUGAGACAAUACCUUAAUGGAAUUCCAGUUCUUCCAAGUAUGGGUAACCACGAUACCGCUCCAUAUGGUUUGUUAGCUCCUUUGAAACUUGAUUACAACAACAGUUACUCAUGGAACAAUAAUGAAAUGGUUGAUGUAUGGAUUGGAAAUGAAUGGUUUGAAAAAAGUGAAAAACAAACUAUGAAAGACCACUAUGCUGCCUUCUCCUAUGAAACAGAAAGAGGCUUGAAAAUCAUUACUUUGAACUCAAAUACUUACUAUCAAUCUAACACAUGGAGAUUCCUUAAUGCUUCAUCUGAUCCUGAUCUUUUCGGUGGUUGGAAGUUUUUGGUUGAUGAAUUGAUCGAAAGUGAAAAGAAAAACCAAAGAGUUUGGAUUAGUGCUCAUGUUCCACCGAACAAAGAUGAUGUUAUGCCAAUUGAUUCAUUAAUUUUCCAAAAAAUUGUUAGAAGAUUUGCUCCUUACACCAUUGCCAAUCUUUAUUAUGGACACACUCAUAAUGAUCAAAAAAUCGUUGCUUAUUCUGAUGCCAAAUCACCAAAACCAAACCAACCAAUCACAUCUGCUUGGGUCAUUCAAUCACUUACUCCAUUUGGUAACCAUAACCCAGCAUUUAGAUACUAUGAAGUUGAAGAUGAAAGUUUCAACAUUAUCAAUUCUUUCAACUACUAUACUAAAUUGAACGAAACUUAUGUUAAUGGUGGUGAUGAACCAGUUUGGGAAUAUGAAUAUUCUGCUAGAGCUGCUUACGACCCAAACAAUGAAUGGCCAGCAAGUGCUCCACUUAACGCUACCUUCUGGGAUAAAUUUGCUAUUAGCAAAAUGAAAGAUCCCACUAACAUCAAGUUUAACCAAAUGUAUACCGACUACCAGUACAGAUUUAGUCCUUACACUCCUAACUGUACUCAUCCAUCGGGUAAAAACAUUACUACUUCAUGUUAUGUCAACAAUUAUUGUAAUGCUGCUAAUCUCGACAUUGUUUCUGUCGAAGAAUGUAUGAAGAAAUAG